CUGACUCAUUGCUCGCCUCAGCUGAUUAAUCAGAGGUUCAGGCCGUGACUCAGCAGUUCCUAUACAAUUGCAAACCAAAACUUUUGCAUUACACAAAUUUAUUUUUUUCCUAGGUUGUCUUUCUCAAUAGCUGUGUGAUUGUGUGUGUGUUCAUAUCAUAUGAAACCGUACGUAGUUCAUCUUUUUCACAGUAAAUCUAAGCUAUCAUUUUACUUGCCUAAUUUAUUUCAUAACUCCUUGUUACUAUAAAAAUUGGGGAAAAAGAAAUCAAUACUGUAUGAUUACAUAUGGAUCUGACUGUUUGUCAUUUAAUACCUUUUGUAAUCCUGUGGUGUUUGAACAGCAGGGUGGGAGCCUUUCCAGGUAGGCAAGAUAGUGAUCAUAGGAUCGUAAAUAAUGCAGUAACUUGACAGAGACCAGAAUAAGAAGGAAAUGCCCUCCAUGGAUUACACUGGUAUUUGGAGCAUUAGCUCUGUGCAGUGGAGACAGGAGUCCUAAGAAUGCUUUGUACCGUUUGGCACGUAGGAAUUCACUCAGUGACACAUCACUGGGAGCAGUGUGGUAAUAGCUGCCACUCAGGCACCUCAGCUGGCAGCACUUCACCCACACACCUCAGAGCAGCUCACUGUGGGGUUUGUAGAGGCUGCUGUGUUUUUACACCGCUCUUAGCAUGGGGUAUCUGUUAGCGUGGCUUUGGCUUGAGAGGUGAGCGUGGGUUAUGUGACGUGUUUUGCAUUGGGCACAAGGGAGACAACGUCCUCAGCUUCAGCAUGCACUGUUGUAAUACACAAUAGCUUUAACAUUAAUUAACUCCCUGUUCUGCAUCAGGUGCAACGUUUUGAGACGCUAGUAAUACAAUAGUUCUGCUUCAGGUUUUUAGCAAGCCGUGUAUCAGGUUACUUCUGCCUCUGCAUGAGCACAGACACAGUGAGAUUGGAAUUGUACAAACCUUGCCCCAGGGAACAAAUGCUUUAGUUUUCCUAUUCCUGGAGUUGGUCAAAGAGACAAUCUGCUGUAGGCAUCCUGAAGUGAAAAUGCAUGGAUUGACAGCUAGCAGUGUUCUCUAGGUGGUGCACCAGAGGUCUGGGAUAAAAUACCUUCUGGUCUGUGGAUUGUAGCUGGUAAAGAAGUGCUACAUCAUUUCACUGGCAUUCAGGUCACCAUUGUGAGCCAGCCCAACAGAAACAGGUGUGAGCAAUUCCUCCUCCGUAUCCUCCAGCAGCUGGUGGGGCUCUUGUGGGACUCCCGAGUCAGUGCCUUCCAGUAACGUUGUGCAGCAACAGUGGUGUAUCUGCAGCUGACAGGUAACAGUGGUGGAUUUUGUAUCUCUUAGGAGUGGUGUCCCACACCUGUAUCCAAAACUCUUUGGUGUAAAUAGCUAGAAUUAGCUGAAAUGAUUCCGUGACAAAUGGAAUCUAAAGGAAAGAGUCAUUUUGGAGUUCCUCUGUGCAGUAAAGUGUAAAAACAGCUCGUAAGGGUCUUCAGCAGUGACCUGGGCAAGGAUGCAGCACAGCGGGUGUGUGUUUGUGGGAGGGCCAGCUGAGAAGUGCAUGCUGAUGCAGGGGUUUGGUACAAGAAAAAUUUUCAGGCCGUGAAGCUGCUGGGUGAGCUCCAUUGUUUUCAGAGAGCAGCAGCUUUCUAGAACUAUUUGAAACCACCCAUAAAAUGCUGUCGGUGUCUCAUUAUACAAUUCCAGCAUAAGCACAGCAUGAUCAGAACCACCCUUACAGCCAGGGUUGGGGCUUGGUGGCAUUUUCUGUAGGAAGGUAUUAGGAAGGUAUCUCUCUCUCACAAGUGUGUAGCUGUUAUUUGACUCUUCCAGACAAACCAGUUAAAAUCCAGUGCUAAUCUCCAUGUCCCCCAUGAUUGCCAAGUUUCAGGAAACUCAGUACGUUAUUCCUUGAUACGUACACGUUAUCCUGACAGCACGCGAGCAUUGUAUCAAAGUGCCCUUAACCAAAAUCCUGACUAGAACAUCGUGACCUUGGCUUGAUAGCAGAAAGCAGCACCGGGGCGGGGCCAUCGGUCGAGGAGCUCCGAGGAUGAGCGGCGGCGGCGGCGUCCCGGCUCGUCCCGUCCCGGCGCUGUCUGCCCGCGGCGCCCGCAUCGCCGCCGGCGUGCCGGGGCUGCUGGACGGCGGCUUCGCCCUCUACGUCGCCGACCCCUUCGACCGGGAGCGCAACCCCGAGGGCGUCGUGAACCUGGGGACCAGCGAGAACAGGCUGUGUUUUGAUUUGAUAGAGGAGAGACUCACACGGCCUGACAUGGACUGCCUGCAGCCCGAUCUCUUCCAGUAUUCUGACACGCAGGGUGUGAGGAGCUUCAGAGAAGAAAUUGCCAAAUUUCUGACUGACUAUGCCAGAGCCGCAAAAGAACUUAGACCAGAACAUAUCACUGUCAUGAAUGGCUGCUGUGCAGUUUUUGCCACUCUGUCAACUGUGCUGUGUGACCCUGGUGAUGGAUAUCUUAUUCCAGCUCCUCACUAUGGUGGCAUAAAUUCAAAAAUGUGGCUAUAUGGUGGACUGCAGCCCGUGCAUGUGCCCUUGUCCAGUGAGGUGACUAACGAAGAAACUCACCCUUUCCAGUUAACAGCUGAAAAAUUAGAAGCUGCACUACAGAGAGCUAAAAAGCAGGGCAUCAGAGUGAGAGUAUUAGUCCUCAUCAACCCUAACAACCCCUUAGGGGAUAUUUACCCAGCGCAGUUACUGAAGGAAUGCCUUGAGUUUGCACACAGACAUGAAUUGCAUGUAAUAAUGGAUGAAAUCUACAUGCUGUCUGUUUAUGAUGAUACCACCUUCACCAGUGUUCUUAGCUUAGAUAGUUUACCAGAUCUCGAACGGACACAUUUUAUGUGGGGUUUUAGCAAGGAUUUUGGUAUGAGUGGAAUCAGAGUUGGGGUACUGUACACCAGAAAUCAUGAAAUUCAGAAAGCUGUCAAUCAACUAGCUGUCUUCCACAGCUGUCCUGGACCUGUUCAGCACAUUCUCACUCAAGUCCUUAAGGACAGAGAUUGGUUGGAUAAUGUGUUUUUUCCCACCAACAAGAAGAGACUUAAGGAAGCACAGAAUCUUCUUGUGGAUGGACUUGCAGACAUUGGUAUACCUGUGCUGAAAAGUUCGGGAGGACUCUUUGUGUGGGCAGACUUCAGAAAAUUCUUAAAGUCACAGACAUUUGAAGCUGAACUCGAACUAUGGCAGAAGCUCCUUGAUAAGAAACUCCUGAUUAGUCCUGGAAAAGCUUUUUAUUGUCAUGAACCUGGAUGGUUUCGAUUGGUUUUCUCUGAUUCUGUGGAUAAGAUUUAUUUAUGUAUUGAGAGACUUCAGCAAAUGCUGCAUGCUGAUGAUACCAGACCAGUUGUAAACAACACAUCUCCUACUGCAGACUCUUCACGCAGCCCAGAAAAAGAUUCUUCCGGCACACCUUCAAACACCCCCCAAGAGGAUUGCCUCCCAGCCAAAAAAUAUACUCGUUUUUUAAACUCAUCUGUGCAUUUAAUGACUGAUGAAAUUUAGCACGCUUAUGUUUACUGAAGGAUUAUGUUACUAAGUAUUUUUGGCUGUAAUAUUGCAUUAACAGUCUCACUUUGCUGUGACUUGGCAUUUCUAGUCAUGCAAGCAGGCCUGUUGAAUGGAAUUUGAAGACACUAGAACUCUUAGAUACUCUGAAAUUUGCCCUUGUUAAGCACUGCCUCCAGCUUUAUUCAAUUUAAAGUGUAUUAAGCAUCAGUGAAAAGCAAGAAGUCUUACAUAUAUACUUGGAUGGUGGAUUAUAAAGUUUUGAACAGACUGGUAAAAAUUAUGCAGAUGACUAGAGGUAGUGGAUAUUUUAAACUGCAUAUUUUAAUGAGAAGAGUGCAAGUACUGAAUCAGGUGUUAUUUAAGUUCUCCUAAACUUUUGUAGCUGACAAAAAUGUAUUUAAGAGAUACUGUCAAUAGUUAAGAUAUUCCAAAUGCCUGUAAUGCUCCAAAAACAGCAGUAUAAUGCAACACAGGGUUAAAUCUCAAAUUUUUAAAUAACUCACUACAUGAGUUAUAUGAGAUGUGUGCCCAUGCUCAGCAUGUUGCAGCAGUUAAUCCUAAGAUUACAUCACUCCUGGCUUUUGCUCUCCUCCUCACUUUGUUGAGCUUCCUGUUUGCUGCUCUAUCAAAUUACCAAGCAUCCAGAAGUACAAAUGACAGUCCUUAAAAAGAUAUUCACUGUAACCAUCAUUAUCCCCUCACACAUCUCCCCUCUUCUCUGCAGUCUAUAACUUCUCACUGGGGCGCAAUUCUGACAAUAAAUGCAACAUAGUUCAUUGAUCAAGGGGCCUGGACCUAAGCUUUGCACUGGGACCAUCUCAUCAGUGAGGAAAAUAUUUCACAGACGAGCUUGGUACGUUGUGCUCACUCUCUCAUUAAUACACUUCUACAAUAUCUUAAGAAUUUUUUCAUCCAUAGAAAUACCAUUACUUGUAAAUGCAUUCCACAGCCACCUUGCCAGAAUGCCUCAGUGAGUAGUCAUGUACUUCACUUUAGUUAAAAGUGGCACUUUGCUGAUAGUUGAAGGCAGCCAAAAUAUUUGGCUUUGCCACGUGUUCAACCAACUAAUAGCAAAGUAAAGAAGAAGAUCAUA
This is a messenger RNA of Phasianus colchicus (ring-necked pheasant), 4611 nucleotides long. RefSeq names its product 1-aminocyclopropane-1-carboxylate synthase-like protein 1. Gene Ontology annotation, molecular function: transaminase activity; pyridoxal phosphate binding. The record is from RefSeq and is a predicted model, not a curated record. NCBI's taxonomy places the organism in Eukaryota, Metazoa, Chordata, Aves, Galliformes, Phasianidae. Gene Ontology annotation, biological process: amino acid metabolic process; biosynthetic process.